Penicillium cataractarum is the source of this 873-nucleotide messenger RNA. Its product is annotated as putative mitochondrial inner membrane protease subunit Imp2. The record is from RefSeq and is a predicted model, not a curated record. Gene Ontology annotation, molecular function: serine-type endopeptidase activity. Gene Ontology annotation, biological process: mitochondrial respiratory chain complex assembly. Bases 1 to 873 code for a protein of 290 amino acids. Gene Ontology annotation, cellular component: membrane; mitochondrial inner membrane peptidase complex. Lineage: Eukaryota; Fungi; Ascomycota; Eurotiomycetes; Eurotiales; Aspergillaceae. The transcript is spliced from 2 exons.
AUGCCACUACCCGACCGCAAACCCCCAAGUCCAACCAUGCGCGCCCUCAACCCUAGAGAUGCAAAAGUCCUCGCUCAGACAGGGCGCCUUCCUCCCAAGAACGCACCAGCCACUACACCACCCCCUCAACCAGAGCCAUCACCAAUCCCAGAACCAGGCAGGCCCAGCCUAACCCGCAAAAGGCCGAUCCACACCUUCUUCUCCAACCUCCGCCAACGCUACACGCAGCGCUGUGCAGCUCUCCCACGACCAAUUCGACUUAUGGGCCGCGGCGCUCGUAUUUUCGUCCCACUCCUUCCUAUCUGCCUAUUCUUCUCGGAGCAUGUCGCGCAAAUAAUGUGGGUCAAGGGCCCGUCGAUGACGCCGUAUCUCAACGAGGACUAUGACCAGAUGCACACGAAGAGCGAUAUGGUGCUGGUAAAUAUGUGGUCGAUGCAUCGGAUACUGCCAUGGAAGAAUGAUCGGAGGUUGGAGAGGGGGAUGAUUGUUACAUUCCGGUCACCUGCCAACUCCUCCCAUGUCGCCGUCAAGCGUGUCGUUGGUCUCCCCGGUGAUCGCAUUACCACUCGUGAACCGUGCUUGAAAGCUACUCAGAUCGUACCUUACAACCAUGUCUGGUUGGAAGGCGAUGCGGAGGACCCAGACAGGACGCUGGACAGCAAUACAUAUGGACCCGUCAGUAUCAGUUUGAUUUCCGGUCGAGUUGUUGGUGUGCUGGCUCCACGUAUGCGCUGGUUAGAUUGGACACAGUGGGAAUCUGGGCACUCGGAUGAGGCUGGUUCAGAUAGUCCAUUGGGACCUAAUUAUCGGCAGGAGGUACGCAAUCGUGUAGUAAAGGAAGCUGUCAAGUUGGAGCGGCCGCCGGAUUUUUGA